AUGGUCGACGCAUACGGCGAAUUUCGCGGUAAUCGAGAUGUGCUCGCCAUUGGUGCGGGGCAGGAUAUCAUGGUUAGUAAAGGGCAGGGUUAGCGUGGAACCUUCUAGUGGAGAUUCGAGAAUCGUGAGGAGAGGGGUGGAAGGGAUGACGUUACGGGGUUACAUUUGUUGAGGCCGCAUGAGAAGUUUGGGGAUAAGGAUGUGGAAGUCGCGCUCGUCGGCAGGGCCAAUGGCAUGUUGGAAAUGCUAGAGUUGGAUACGUGGGGUAGAGGGGAGGUUCUCGUUGGGACGAUAUUGAACAAUUCUUCGUUGAGCAUUUACAACAUUCGGCAGCCAGAUAGUGUGGGGGAGCCAGCGAGGGUGGUUCGCGAGGCAUCUGAGGUGCGGUUUGUUCAUGAGCAGCGGUGGGAAAUUUCUUUCCUGGACCAUACGAAGGUUGUGGUGGGAAAGGCUUCUACUAAACCAAUUGCUACUCAUGCGAUUGCACCCUCGGGCCUUACGCGGGGGCCAGUGGGGGGGUUUUCAGCAAAGGAUUGCGCAGACAUGCAGAGUGCUUCUGUCUACGUCGUCGAGCCCCUGCCCAAGGGUUCUGCGGGUGCGAGUGCUAAUGGGGAUGUAUUCCUCAGUGGGUGCUCGGAUGGAAUAG
This is a messenger RNA of Tuber aestivum (summer truffle), 646 nucleotides long. Lineage: Eukaryota; Fungi; Ascomycota; Pezizomycetes; Pezizales; Tuberaceae. The record is from the annotation of a GenBank genome assembly.